Molecule: messenger RNA, 2118 nt
Organism: Microthlaspi erraticum
Lineage: Eukaryota; Viridiplantae; Streptophyta; Magnoliopsida; Brassicales; Brassicaceae
Source: the annotation of a GenBank genome assembly
AUGUACCAACAACCCACUUCUCGUCUGUUCUUGUUUUUCCUCUUUUCCUUAUUCUACCAUCUCCCUUGUGCUUCGAGUAAACAAGAACGUGGAUGGUGUGAGGCUCUGUUCCAGUGUGGGGACAUCGCCGCAAGUUUCCCCUUUUGGGGAGGAAAUCGUCCCAAACCUUGCGGUCAUGCGUCACUGGAGCUUCAUUGCAACAGCAGAAACAUCACCUCUUUAAACAUCUCAGGCCUUGAGUACAACGUUUCCCAUAUAAAUCAAACAUCUGAUAGUCUUAGUCUCAGACUUGCCAGAACAGACCUUCUAGGCUCUUUUUGCUCAGCUACAUUCAAAUCCACAACACUGCCUUCAGAGAUCUCUGAGGUUUCCCCAAUGUACAAGAGCCUCACCAUUUUCCAUCUUUGCAACCCUAGCCUUCAUUACCUUUCGACUUAUACAUGUCCUGGAAGAGGUAUUAUCUCAGCGUAUCAAAAUCCUAAGUAUCAUAGCUCCUGCCAAGGAAGUUUCACCGUGAACGUUCCUACGACAUUCUAUCCAGAAGAAAAAGAGUUGAAUUUGACUCAUUUGGAAAGUGUUCUCAGAAAAGGAUUUGAGGUGGCGGUCAUAACUGAUGAUAUACCAUGUGAAGAAUGUUCAUCCUCUACUUUUGAGCAUUACAAACGGUGCAAUCAACCAUUUAGAUGUGGCAAUCGGGGCGGUCUCUUGUACCCUUUUUGGAUACCUGGCAGACAAGACUGCGGCCAUCCUGACUUCAUGCUCGACUGUAGCAGAGGAUUUGCAGAGCUAAGUAUCUCCUCCGUGUUGUUCAGAAUCUUACAGGCAAACUAUAAGUCUGGUAUCGUAAGAUUCGCCAGCUUGGAUUAUAUCAACAAUCUUUGUGGCCGAAACCCAUUAAAUGUGCAAUACAUCCCGAGCGUCCUUCCAUUUGCUCCGGACACGGACUUUCUAAAAAUUCAUGUUGGAUGCCAAGACAUGGGAUAUGCUCUUUCUUAUUAUAAAAAUGGUUUUGACAUUAGAAGGCUUGAUUGUGGAUCUAGUCUUGGUUAUGAUGUUAAUGCAACAGAAAACUACUAUGUGUGGAAAAACAUGUCUUUUACUUUAGUCAAUCUCAAGGAUAUUGACUCUGUAUCUUCCUACUUCAGGGAUAAGUGCGAAAAAGAAGUCAAUAUACCUGCCUCUGGAUUGGCGUUCAACACACAUGGUCAAGAUAAUCUAACAAAGGUUCUUGAAGAGGGUUUCGAGCUUCAACUUAAUCGAGAGUGUUCAAUUUGCAUGAAAUCUAAGGGUGCUUGUGGAUAUAAUAAGUCUUCAAGAGGUUUCGUCUGCUACUGUAAUGAUGGGACGCAUGGAAAUGAUUGUGUCUCUGGAAAGACAAGACAUGGGUUUUUACUCAAAGCAACUCGCAUAGUUCCGGGAUCAGUAGCAGGCGUGAUUGUGAUCUUGGUCUUAUUACUAUUGCUUCUCCGUUUUCUACGGAAGAGAGAAACACGACUGAGGUGGGCCCUUAUUCCACUCAAACACUAUUCUUAUGCACAAGUGAAAAGAAUGACAAAGUCAUUUGCGGAAGUGGUUGGGAGAGGCGGAUUUGGAAUUGUUUAUAAAGGAACCCUUUGUGAUGGCCGUAUGGUUGCAGUGAAGGUCUUGAAAGAUUCAAAAGGUAAUGGUGAAGACUUCACAAAUGAAGUUGCCAGCAUUAGCCAAACCUCUCAUCUCAACAUUGUUUCAUUGCUUGGAUUCUGCUCUCAAGGUUCCAAAAGAGCAAUCAUAUAUGAAUUUUUGGAAAAUGGGUCACUUGAUAAGUUCUUAUCAGGGAAGACGACAGUGAAACUGGAUUGGAUGGCACUGUAUCGGAUUGCUCUAGGAGUUGCUCGUGGUCUAGAGUACUUGCACCAUGGCUGCAAAACAAGAAUUGUUCACUUCGACAUAAAACCACAGAAUGUACUCUUAGAUGAGAAUUUUUGCCCCAAAGUUUCGGACUUUGGCCUUGCUAAGCUUUGUGCGAAGAAAGAGAGCGCCUUGUCAUUGAUGGACACAAGAGGUACAGUAGGGUACAUUGCACCAGAGAUGAUCUCUAGGGCUUAUGGGAGCGUGUCUUCACAAGUCAGAUGUGUAUAG